AUGGUCCAGCGCACUGCGAUCGUCACCGGUUCGGCACGGGGCAUUGGGAAAGCCAUUGCCCUCCGGCUCGUACAAGACGGCUACUCGGUGUGCAUCAAUGACAUCCCCAGCAGCCAGGACGCUAUCGACGCGACAGUGAAUGAACUCAGAACUGCCGUCCGUCAGCCUGACCAACCAGCUGAAAUAGCGCUAUCUCGCGUGAUUGGAGUCGCGGCAGAUGUCACUUCCUCCACGCAAGUUGAGAGGCUCGUGAAGGAGACAGUGGAGAAACUGGGUCCCCUAACGCUCAUGGUCGCCAAUGCCGGAAUCGCGCAGGUGAAGCCGCUCCUGGCCGUGACGGAGGAGGAUAUUGACAGUGUUCUGUCGGUGAAUGUCAAGGGGGUGUUUAACUGCUAUACGCAGGCAGCCCGCCAGAUGAUCGCGCAGGGCAACCCGACUGAAGUAGCUGGGGUGGGCGUGUAUAAGAUCCUGGGCGCGGCAUCGAUCGUGUCGCAUAAACCAUUCCCAACGCUGGGUAUGUACUCGGCCAGUAAGUGGGCGGUGCGAGGUCUGACUCAGGCCAUGGCGAUGGAAAUGGCACCAAAUAAAAUAACUGUCAAUGCGUACGCGCCGGGAAUUGUGGACACGGCGAUGUGGGAGCAGAUUGACGACGGGCUGGGGGCGCUGGAGGGCCGCGGAAAAGGGGAGAGCCUCAAGCUGUACUCCGACCGCUUCAUCGCGCUGGGGCGGACGAGCAGGCCAGAGGACGUGGCGGGUCUAGUUGGGUUCUUGUCUGGACCAGACUCGGACUAUGUGACGGGGCAGACAAUGCUGGUGGAUGGGGGGGUCAUCUUCACGUAG
Molecule: messenger RNA, 840 nt
Organism: Aspergillus versicolor CBS 583.65
Lineage: Eukaryota; Fungi; Ascomycota; Eurotiomycetes; Eurotiales; Aspergillaceae
Exons: 2
Coding region: 1-840 (279 amino acids)
Molecular function (GO): oxidoreductase activity, acting on the CH-OH group of donors, NAD or NADP as acceptor
Source: RefSeq, a predicted model, not a curated record